GUAUGACAUCAGAUAAAAUGCAUGAAGAAAAUAAUAAAACUAAACACAUCACUGAUAAAAUAGGAAAAUAGGAAACACCACUAACAGAACUAAAACUUGAGCUUUUUGUAGAUAGUUUUAAAGAGAAGAAUUGCCACUUUAUCAACACACAUGUGCAAACAGCACAGUGGUGUAGCAGGUAACGUUACAGCUCACAGCUCCAGGGUCCCGGGUUUGAUCCUGAGAUUAGGUUACUGUCCAUGUGGAAUUUUGCAUGCUCUCCUGAAGCCAGCUGGUGUUUCGAUUAUGCUAAUUUGCCACUAGUUGUGAAUGAGUGUGUGAAUGUCUGUGUCAAAAUUACUGUCCCAUCCAGGGUGUAUACCAGCCUCACCCAUUGUACCUGGGAUAGGUUCCAGAUCCAUUGCAACUUACUUAGGCUAAAGCGGUUACUGACGAUGAAUAGAUGAAUACACAUAUACAUGUGUGCAGUACAACAAAAUGCUUCACUCAUGGAUAUCUCAGCUUGAAAUUUGUCCUGUAGCAGUUGCAGGCAUUGCUCCAGGGCUGAAUGAUGAUCUCCAGCUAUCAUAAAAUUUAAAUUCUCAACUACGGAGCAUUAAGUACUGAGCUACCUCUGCUACUUUCAUGACUGCUAUAUGUGUCUCUGAAGCUUCAGCUCAGCAAAUCCAUACAAUCUCUACUGCAGGCAGAAAUGCAGCAGGCCAAAUAGGCCUGUGUCAUAAGGCCAUCUGAAACAUCAUGAAACAUAUUUUACAAAAUGUAAACAAGGAGCUAUGAAAUUUUUUUAAAGGUUUUCACGGAAGGUGAGAAUGCCUGGACUGAUUCUAGCAAUCAUCAAGGCAUUUUAACCCUUUAGACCACUGUAAAGAACAUUUCCGAGUUUCUCAGGUCAUGGUACACAUCAAAUGAAGUGCAAUAACUAGUAGUGAAUUAACUCUGUUCCAUUCGCUUAUUUGGCUGAUUGUUUUAUCCAAAGUGAUGUGCAAGUGAGGCAAGAUACAAUUCAACUACAUAACUUAAGCGCUUAGGAGUUAAGAGUUUUGCUUAAGAACCAUGUUUUUCUGUUCACUUUGUAAUUUGAACUCACAAGGCUCAGACCACUAGCAAAAAAAAAAAAAAAAAAAAAAAAAAAAGCUUCCACUGCCAACAUUUAGUCUUCAUAUGAGUUUAUUUGUACCAUGCAGCUUUUUUACUUGGAUUCAAAUGCUAACUCAACAGUGAUUCUGAUAUUAAACUCCUAUUGUUAAACACACUUUUCCAUGCUAGUUUGAUUCUAGUGUAUCUCAUUUCUCAGUCCUGAAGAACCUAUUUGCUGCACACUGCUGCAUUCUCCCUUUUCAGUUUAGUCAAACACAUUUUCAACUUUGAUUUAUUCGGCUAUACUAAAACGUUAGAGUGUAGAAAUUCUGUUUAGUUUAGCAUAAGUGGUGAAGUAAUAUAAUAUAAUAUAUCAUUUAGGUACAGUAAUUUUCUUGCAUGUAUUAAGCAUUUUACGAGUUGAAGGGCUUCUAAACUUUUUUCUCUCUCUUUUCUUCCUAUUCCACAAACUAAUAUUGCGCUUGGUCAGGACUGAAUGUUUGUUUCAUCCAAGUUCUGGGAUAGGUAUUCAUGAAAAUAUUACACAUAAAAAUGGAAUGAAGGCCAGCUGCUGGUGCAGGAAAAAAUGAGAGUUCCUGGAUGCCGAAGUUUAUUUGCAUUGCAAACAAAGUUCUAGGAUGAUUCAGGAAAUUUUUUGAAAGUCAAAUUCAUUUUCUCUCGGACUGAGGAAUUAUAAACAUUAACACAAAGGUUCGAUUAUAAACAGACAGGAUCUGAUUAUUAUGUGAUGUGUAAUGCAAAUAAGUUUCUGGCAUGCCUGUGGACCACACUACUGACUGCCCAACUGCUUACUCAUCACAGCAUGUUUGUGGGAUGUAUUUGGCUUCCUACAGCCUCACACAGCCCACUUCGCUGAUAUGCAAAAAAUCAAAAGAGGAAUUGUAUCAGCAUAAAACGUCUAAUACACCAUCCAAUGUAUUAGACACACUGUAGAGCAAGGAGCAUCUCACCUCACAAAGAUGUAACUGUCUUUUGGUUGUGCAGAGUACUGCUGAAGAACGUGGUUCUGUUUGAAAUUUUUGUGCCUAAAUCAACUGUUAUUUGACUGCAUGUUUAUGUCUGUAUUUUCUUGGGGAAUGCAAAGUAGCACAGAGUAAAUCUUUAGCAGAAGAAAAAUACUGUUCUGGAAAGCCACAAAAUGAAAUCCUGUAGAGGGAUCACCCUCAUCUUCCUGGGGCUGUUUAUCCAGGUUGGUCUAACUUUGUAGAAUUAUGUGUAAGGAGCUGGUCUGCUGUACAUUUCUGAGGAUUAUGGUUCUCAUACAGAGCGAAGGAUAACAUCUCUCUGGUUCUAUAAUUUGAGCCAUUUUUUGCAGUCAUGUAAUUAUUAAAUAAGAUAUACUGUAUAAAUAAGAACAAGCAGAAAUGAGAAUGAUAAAUGAAACUGAGGAAUGAAUGAAACUCAGGAAACAUGACUUUUGUUCAUAACCAACUUAGUUCAUUUAUAUUACUCAUAUAUUAAUUUUUUCUGUAUCCACAAUUUUGGGAAGUACCUACAGUAGUUGCUUGAGGAGUGACAUAGCUGUGUAGAUGAGUGUUCCUAUCUUCAUACAUACAUACAUUUUUGAGAGAUUUUUCUACAUAUUGUCCAUAUAUAGUUUUUUCAAUUUACAUGUUUUCUCAUCUGCAACUACAGUUUUGCUAAUGUGACAUUUUUAACUUUUAGGCUUCAUCUACAGGUAAAUUAUAUUUCCUCACCAUUUACAUUAAUCUUAAAGGACUAAAACCUGAACCUAAAAUACCUUUGAGUACACAUUUCUUUGUCUGUAUUGUUUUUUUCAGAAAAUACAACACAAUCUUACUACUUUGAGCUUCAAAUAGAGUCAAGUGCAUUCGACAGUUUCACUUGGCUGCUUGGAAAUAUUACAGCGCUAACUGUUGAAAAUGCCUUAAUAACAAAUAUCACCAUAACAACAGUCUGUCAGUCCAACGUCUGUACCUGCGCACAAAACUACAGUUGGAGUAACAGUGUGUGUGUAAUGCAUCCUGAGUGCUGCCAAAAUAAGACAUGUGCAACUGUCCUUCCUGGUGCUAUGUGCCUCUAUAAAGACAGAGUGCUUGUUAAUGGAUCAUUUACCAUUCAGAAAGAUUUUUAUGAAUUCUCUGAUGAACUACGAACAUACCUGACUACAAGCCUGACUUCGGUUUACAGCACUAUGAACUGGUUUGACUCACUGAGUGCAAGCUACAGGGAAGGUAGUAUCAUCGGAGACUUUGCAAUGCUAAUAAAUGGUCCAUUUAUACCGGAACAACUUGUGAAUAAGACUGAGCAGUUGUCAAAUAUGAUAAAUGCCACUUUCACCAUUGUAACCACAGGUUUUAUACAAAUUAGCGCUCCACAUCGUAUUGGUUAUCACAAAUUUGCUAACGUCACAUGCACCACACCAGUGGAACUAGAGAGUGUAAAGUGGUACUUACAAAAAGGUGCACAAAAACAAACUGUCACUUAUGGCACUGAAGCUAAUGUGUCUCAGGAUUCACGAAGAAGCAUGGUUUUUGUUAAUCAAACUUCUGAAGUCUGGAAAGGGAAUUUUAUAUGUGACUACACAUCUAUAAAGUCUAGUAACAUAAUACACAGAGCAAGUGUAUAUAUGGACGUUGCCCUUUUGCCCCAAAUCUUUAUCACCAGUAACCCACAAUUUCCAGAUUGUAAAACUUCCACACUGGUUACUGUUGAGAUUAUGUGUAUCAUAGACAACAGCACAGAAACUUACAGUGUUACCUGGUGGCCAGAAGAUUUUCCAAAGCAAAAAACAACUUCUGUAGGCAAUACUACAAGCUACAGAAGCAAAAUCUCUAUCGACUGUACAAAAAAACAGGACGAAUAUAAUGUUGGAUGUAUAUUUACAAAUAGAGAAAAUGACACAAGAAAUGCCACUCUAAAGAUACCAGUCAUUUAUGAUAACUCAGUUGUAUGCGCACCGAAGGAUGACUGGCCACAAGCAAAGGCUAAUUUCAGUGCCAAACUGCAAUGUAAUCCUAAUGAAAUUGGUUUUAAAUCAAGAGAGUGCUCAGGAUCCACAAAUAAAGGGGAGUGGGGGCCAAUAAACUCUCAAUGUGUAAACACAGACAUUUGGACCCUGCUGACUGAAGCUCAGAAUCUUCAGAGAGGAUGUGGGCUUGUUCGAGAAAAUGCAAACAGUCUGUUUAGCAAUUUAAAGACGAAAAGUGAGAAUCAGAUCAUUAAUACAUUUCCAAAUAUUAAUGCAUCAGUGAAUAUAUUAGACACCCUGCAUAAUGCUUCUGAAAUACAAAAUUCUACAUUCAAUAAGUCUAUGCUCACUGAUUUCAUGAAAACUUCAAGCAAUCUUUUGAAUGACAGUUUAUUAAUUAAUUGGAAGGAUAAUGACAAGAAGCCAAGUAACCAGACUCACAGCUUGGCUGUUAAAUAUUUAAGCGCCAUUGAAGGAUUUGUAAAUCGAAUCGAGACAACCAUGGAUGAACCACACACAGAAGAAAAUGUACAAUUACUGAUAUGUAACAUAUCUGUGGAAAAAUGUUCUACGGCAUUCAACAUCACUUUUCCGGACGAGAAAGAAAAGAUAAAGACAGUUUAUCAAACUAGGAUAAAUAAUCUACCUGGCCUGCUACCAAAAUUUAAGGACAAUGAUCCAAGUGAAUUUUUAUUAUCAGUCACUGCUGAAAGCGUACACAGAAUCUUAAUCGAGUUCCCAACCAAGAGACUACCAAACCACCAAAUACUCUGUUUGCAUUUUAACUUUACAACCUCUGAGUGGUCUACGGAAGGUUGUUCUUGGGGCGGUGUACAUAAACCAAAUCUCUGUGAGUGUAAUCACUUGUCUGUAUUUACAUCUCUAAUGUCUAAAAAAGCUGUGGAACUAAUGUAUAUGACGGAGAUAACUAAAACAGGUUUAGUGUUCUCAAUUUGUUCACUUGUUCUAUGUUUAGCAAUUGAGUUUGUAGUAUGGAACACUGUGGUAAAGUCCAAUAUCUCCCACUUUAGACACACUGUCUUGGUAAAUAUUACACUCUGUUUGUUGGUAGCACACUGUAGCUUUCUAGCAGCUUCCUCUCCAGGUUCAUCUGCCAACCAGUGGUGUUUGGCUUUAACAGUUAUGAAACAUUUUUGCUUCUUGGCUGUGUUUUUCUGGAUGUUGUGCAUGAGUAUGGGACUUCUACACCAAAUGAUAUUUGUUUUUGUUCAGUUAAGAAAAAAAGUCUAUUUGGGAUUAUGUUUUUCUCUUGGUUAUAUCUGUCCUUUAUUGAUUGUAAUAUGUGCAAUCAUCACUUAUGACAAUGGCGCCGCUGACUCAUACUAUGUAAAUGAGACGUGUUGGUUAAAGUAUGAGAGUGUGCUACGUGGGUCAAUCCAUACCUUUGUUAUUCCUGUUGGUGUAAUUGUGCUUGUGAAUAUGUUCACUAUGGUUGUGGUCAUUAGCAGGAUCUUAAAACCCACUUUGUCUGAGGGAAAAACUCAUGAUGAAAAGGAAAUUGUAAGAAGUGUUAUCAGAACUGUUGUCCUCCUAACCCCUACGCUUGGAAUAACAUGGAUCUUUGGCUUCUUUGUACUAACGCUUGACCUCACAAUGGCACCUUUGGCCCAGAUUGUAAAUUAUGGUUUUACCUUUUUCAAUUCUUUUCAGGGCUUCUUCAUUCUACUAACAGGAUGUUUUGGUGAGAAAAAGGUUCGAGAAGCACUGCUCAUGCGCAUAAGACCACGGCAUUCAGCACAUUAUACAAGUAAAAGCUCAAUGACGAUGACAGCUGCAGUUAAAAAACAAUAACCGAUUUGCUCUACGAAGGCUUAUAUACAAAUACAAUAUCAUACAACCAACGAACUUGGAAUGACCAGACCUGCUUUUCUAUAUGAGGACAGAAACUCAUAACCUUUUGUUUUGUUUUGCAUAGCCUUUUGUUUGUCUUGUUUAUUUUUGUAAUAAGCUAAACCUAGAUACUGUAUCUAAUUGUGUUAAUUAUGUGAAUGUUUAGAGUUUUUUUUAAAUACAGAUUUGUUUAAUCAUCAUAUUAUGCUUGGUUUGUUAUUGAACACCUUGAAAUCAUUUUUGUAUUAGAUUUCAGCUGUUUGAAUUGAGAUUAUGCUUGUAAACACUUCCUUUCUAUUAGAAGUAAUGCAUUAGUAAUUGAUUACUGUUUAAAAGAAACUUAUCAAGUGCCAUGCUGGCAUGUUAUUAUUUUCUUGCAAUACUGAAGCUUGAAUGGUCAUAGCAUUUUGUAAAUAGUUGCUUUCUUCCUUACAUAAUGUCAUAGUUAAUAGUUAAAAGAAGAAAUAUAUAGUGUCCUAUAGAAGUAUAUAGUGCCCUUCAGAAUUACACGUAGAGUUUGUAAAAUAAUUUGAUUUAAAUAUCUUCUUUGCUUCACAUUAAGAAACAACAUAUACCUUCUUAAUGGAACACUUCCAUCUGUAACAUUCAGGCACAAAAAAAAACAUAGAAGAUAAUUUUACCAAGAUAAAAGUGAGGCUUCAAGUGGCUUGUAUAUGCAGCGCAAGAACCAUAAUUGUGUUAUAUAAUUAAUUUUUGUCAUCUUUUUUGGUGUAGGCAAAAACUGCCAGUAUACAAAUCAUCCAUAUUUAAUACUUCCAAUUUACUCCAUGAUAUCAUGUGAUUUUUUACUUUUUUUUUUUUUUUAUUGCCUUGCCUCAUGGUUUUCGGUUCUUUUUUGAUAUAAAUAAAACAUAACAUCUGAUGGCUCUUUUCUUUCUUUUCUCUUUUUCUUUCAGUCACCACCAUUCUUGUCUGGAUUAGGUCUUUAAGCAGCUGAGUUUAUCCUCUGUAACAAACUGUCACCCACAUCUUACAUGUAUACACUGCAGGAUUUAGAAAUUCUGAAAGAAACCCUGCUUAUGAGAAAUUGUAUGCAAUAUGUGGCUUUCAGUUUGUCUAUCAGCUGUGUGCGUGUCAUUGCUUUCACUUAAAUACAGGCUGUGAUGAUUGGUUCAGGCUCUGUAAAUUCUACCUAGCAAACAAAAUGCAUCAGUUUGGACCAGUAGUUUUCAAGAACUUUUUUUAAAAUGUCCCAUGUCUCAUCAGUAUGUCAGUAUUCCAUACACAUGCUAAGAAGGAAGCAACAGUAUAUUCCAUACAGUGCAUCUCUUGGAGAAAGCAGAAUUGAGUGGGUAUAUUUUGUAGAGGGAAUUAGAAAAUAGAUUCAUACCAUUGGCCACAAAUUCAAAGAUGGUCACUAGAUGGCAAUGUAACCUUAAGACUAUGCACAUCUUUAAAGGGCCUGCUGUUGGACAGGAAGCCAUUUUCUGGCCAUUACAAGUAAUGCUGAAGAUGGUGAUUUACACAUAAUCACAUAGUAUUUAGCAGCUCAGCUUAAGUCAUUUAGCAAAGAAAGAAAGGGACGGUUACUAUCAACAGAAACAAACAAGCUACUAUCAACAGAUAGAUAGAUAGAUAGAUAGAUAGAUAGAUAGAUGAUUUUCCUAUGGACUUCCAGGUCCUAUGGACCUCCACUGAGGUAUCUAAUUAAUUUAGCAAAAUAUGUCAUUGAUACACCCUUCAUAUGAGAGGAACUAGUAUUUUUUUUUAAUCUCCUUUUAAUGAUUUACCACUUGAUUUACCAUUCUGUAAGUCUCUACUUUGCUGUCUUUGCUCAACUGACAGUACCAUUAAUACAAGUGCAGCCAGGCUAGAAAUCUAACUUUGAUGUCUUUGAAUAUAGCUUUGAAUCUAUCUCCUGCAUGUGCCAGAUCAUAUUAUUAUUAUUAUUAUUAUUAUUAUUAUUGUAACAACAAUAAUGCAUUAAAUGUGUUAAAUAAAAGUAGCAAAAAGCGUGGGUGUGCAGGCUCCUCAACGCUGUCCUCAAAUACACUGUCUCAAACAGAUCAGUGUCUGAUUUCCCAAAACUCUCUCUAACUCAGUUACGAAACUCCCACUAUGCCUUUAGAAUCCAUUAGUAUAAUUUUAUUUGUACACUGCUAUUCAGUGGCCUCUAAAUUAUAAGUAUAUUGAGUUAUUCAGUAGGUAGUGCAAUUCUCCCCCACUCUCCUAGGCCAUUGGAGAGUGUGUCAGAUUUUUAUAGCUACUGUGUUCUGCGUGCCCCCUUGUUUUGAUACAAAAUACUAUCCUAGGACACAGUAACUAUAAAAAUCUGACACUUAUUUGUGGAAUUCCUUAUGAUAGAUUUAAAGGAAAAAUCCAACCUGAAUAUCUUGCAUAUUAAUCUUUAUAAUUAACAUGCGAUCUUUAAUGGCAUCUGAGAUUUAUUUCAUAAUGAAAUUUUGAGUGUUUUUUUUUUGUGCUUGUUUAAAAUUCUUUUAUUUACAUGUUGGGCUUUGGUUACAGGUUUCCUACAUUACCCACAAUGCCAUUCGGUUACACGCAGAUAGUGGCGCCAUUCUCUGCAGUAUGCGCAAUUGCGUUGUAUAGCUGCAUUGCCUUCUGGUACUUUGAGUCCUAUGUUUGUUGUCUCCAUUACUUCUACGUUGGAUUUCUUAUUAAUAUGAUGUUGAACACUGGGAAUUGGUGUGGAAGAAAACAGCUCUUGCUAACAGCAAAACCUGAUCGUUACCACUUAUGUUUCAGAUCGAAUGUUUUUUUUUUUUCUUUUAAAUGCCAUUGUAAUGUGUGACGUUAACCUGUGACGUUAACCUGUGACGUUAAUGUGGCGCACCACAGCAAACCUUACACAGAAAUAAUAAAAAUACACCAUCAAAAAAAUAAAAUAAAGAAAGAAAUAAAGAGCACCACAAUCACUAAACACAUCAUGAAUAUUUCAAUAUAAAUAGAUUCAUUGUGUUUUUAGGAUGGAUUUUUCCUUUAAAUAGGACAGGACAUUACAGGCUGUCAGUCUAGACUAAACUCAGCUUAUUUAUAAUAUUAAGCUUAUACAUAAUAUUAUAAUAUUAGCGUAUUUUUUACUUUUCAAGAUAAGGUACCAUGUUGUGUGACUGGAUUACAGUGAUUAGUGAUACAGAGAUACUUUGUAGUUAUGGAACCAGCAAAGAAACGAGGAUGUUCUGAAUGUUGAGAACAAUUUAAACUCAUGUCAACAAAUAAAAUAAUCAACAGGUAGGAUAUUUAUAGGAAAUUUGUAUUAAUCACGUGUAAGAGAUUAGUUUUGCCUAUAUACCACAAAACAUAGGGGGUUGUUUUUUCUUCAGUAAUUAAUACAGACAUUGCUUAAUGUUACCAGGUGGGUUAUUGUUAAAAAAUAAAUGAA
Pangasianodon hypophthalmus (striped catfish) is the source of this 9245-nucleotide messenger RNA. It is a transcript of the gene adgrf3a, whose product is annotated as adhesion G protein-coupled receptor F3a. Lineage: Eukaryota; Metazoa; Chordata; Actinopteri; Siluriformes; Pangasiidae. Gene Ontology annotation, cellular component: membrane. Bases 3077 to 5842 code for a protein of 921 amino acids. Gene Ontology annotation, biological process: G protein-coupled receptor signaling pathway; cell surface receptor signaling pathway. The record is from RefSeq and is a predicted model, not a curated record. The transcript has 16 exons. Gene Ontology annotation, molecular function: G protein-coupled receptor activity.